Molecule: messenger RNA, 843 nt
Organism: Aspergillus sclerotioniger CBS 115572
Lineage: Eukaryota; Fungi; Ascomycota; Eurotiomycetes; Eurotiales; Aspergillaceae
Product: polysaccharide biosynthesis domain-containing protein
Exons: 5
Coding region: 60-509 (149 amino acids)
Cellular component (GO): cytoplasm
Source: RefSeq, a predicted model, not a curated record
UCUUAUCAUCUUUUCGUCUACCCUUGAUCCAGGUAUUCGUCACCUACACAACCGCCAAAAUGUCGAAGCCAUUUGAUCCAGAGACGGCGGAGAACUUCGAGGAUAUGGAGAAGCAGUUCGCCGUCAAGGCCGUGGAACAUCUGAUGACAUACUGGUCCAUCCUGGAGAAGGUCCCCGGCUCUAAGCUGCGCCUGACGAAGAUGGACGACGAAAUCCUGGAGUCUUUCAUGAAGGAGUUCCCGGACUUCAACCCCGCCGACACCCUCGAUGAAGAUAAGAUGAAGAGCAAGGAGGGCAAGGAGAAGUGGCGCAACUGGAUCAACCAAUACGAGAAGACCAUCGAAGAUUUCAACUUCGGAACAAUGCUGCGUGCCAGCCCCAAGGUCGAAUACGACAGAGACACCACUAUCUUUGCCAUGCGUAUGCAGUUUUACGCUGUUGAGAUCGCCAGAAACCGUGCUGGUCUCAACGACUGGAUCUACGAACGGGCACAGAAGACCAGCUCGUAAAUAUUGAAACCGACCUUUUCUCAUUCGGGCCACGCAGGAACAGCUGCUAGAGGCAAUGAUUCAUUCGGGCCCUCCAUCCUUGCAUUGCUAAUAUCCUAAAGACUACGCAAUGGCUCGAGGCCCUGGGGUUCAACAACCGCCAUCUAGUACCUUGUCCCAUAGGUCUCAAUCGGGUGGUUCCAGUAUAGAAUAUAUGGCCAUAUAGAAGAGUGGGCUUUAGCUCCCGACAAACAACCGGGAGUGUUUCUACCGGCGCGAAUACCAUGUACAUACAGCGGAUGGAUUUUUUUGCAGUUGGAAUGCAGUGAUGAAUAGAAAGACGUGUGGCUGAUUC